UUGUUUCUGGCGCGACUCGCGAGUCACUUGCGAGUGACGUAUUCCGUUUGGGAGGAGUAUAGCGCUGACGUAUGUGGCUUGAACAACCACAUGCAGUGACCAUCCUUAUUUUUUUUUCUUCUUCCAUUAUACUGUGUCUUCUGCUUUUAUAAUGAUCUCUGUUCUUCGGGGAAAGUUUUCAACUAGUCUUUUGGACAUUAUCAUCCUGGAACAUAUUUGGGGCCCUUUGUUCAUGUCUUAGUCUUAAAUAUGUCUAAAUGUUAAAUAUCCGAAAGAUGCAUAAUAUAAAGACAUCAUUUACAGUUAUGUGCUUCAACUUUGUGUCAACAGUGUAGUAUAAGCACCAAACAGUGUGAUGCUCAGGUGUCCACAUACUUUUGGCUAUAUAGUAUAUCAGUAAUAAGUGAACAUAUUUAUUCGUUUAUAGAAACAGUAAAAAAAAAAAUGAAGUGAUGUUAGAAAAUAUAGAAUACUGUUGUUAUAAAUAAGACCCGCCUCCUAUUGUGACACCAACCAAUCAUCUGUACGCUCCUGCACUGAGCAAAAGCCGCUCUCUCAUUGGUUCCCUGCGCCUCAUCUGGGCCCUGUCCCAAAUAGAGAAGAGAACAGAGAGUAGCUAGCUGACUUAAGUCUUCCACCUCAGCGCUUAAGUGCGAAUGUGAAGGUAAUAGGGCACUAUUUGGGACAGGGCCGCAGAGGCAUUUAACCGUUUCCAUGUUUUCUUGCUUCUUCAAAACAGUUUUAACGCUGGACUCAGUCAUCAUAUGAUAUAUUGUGCUUAUAAAUGUCUUAGAGGUGUUUUCCUGGUACAGUGUGUGUUACAAAGAAGAAGUUGUUUAACCAGGAUUUAGGUGAAAUGUGAAAGCUGAGUUAAUGAUCUGAAAGAGAGAAUGGCUCAGAUAGCUAGUAGUCUUCAGGAAGGACACAGUGAGGAUGAACACAACAACAAAACACAAAAACAUCAUCAUGCUGCAGACAGAGCACUGCUGUCUGCUGGGACUGACAGCUCCGAGCUUCAAGUCUCAGAUACUGAACACGUCACUUCGAGAAAACCAAAAACUCCUCCAGAAAUACUGUCUGGAAAAAAAUAUCCCUCAACGGACAAACACAAUGGUCCUCAGUACCAGCACCUGUUUAUUAAGUCCCAUCAGAAAACAGAUCCUCUGUUUCAGAGGUGCUUCAGUACCAACUCUAAGCUCCCCCUGAGACAGAAGAGCGACAGCUGGAACUAUGAAAAUGAAGAUCAUUUUGUAGCAUGUCCGGAUCUUACCUCUCGUUCUUCCCAACGCCUCCAGCACCUAGAGCACACUUUACUGAGUCUCAGUUCUCAGUGCUGUGUACUGCAUGGAUCAGGAGGCUCUCUGAAAGGGUGCAUUAGAGGACUGUCUACUUCAGAAGAGGUGGAAUUUUACUAUCAUCCUCAGGCAGCAGUCUUUAGCCAGCACUAUGCACAGCUCCAGCACCUUCUGGAACAACGGGCUCAGCUACUCUUUCUCCACGAGUAUGGCCGUCGGUGUCGUGCGGUUAACUGCUUUAUAUCUCGAAUGGGUGAUGUGCUGGGGAAAGCCCGUCUCUUAGCCAGCAGGGAACAAAGUUCAAAUGAACAAGCUAAUGCUUCCUGGGACCUGGAUCUUAGGGCUAUGUGUGAGGAACUGCAGGUCCACCUUGGCCACUGGGACAUGCUGUAUGCCAGAGUGCGCUCAGACCACUUCUUGCGAAUUGUUCUUUUUAGCCAUACAGAGAUGGUAUAUUCAAUGCAGAGAGGGCUGUGGUUACGGGGACAGCAAGCCUUGCUGCUGAUCGAGAAUUGCAUGCACACAGUGAUUAAAGCUUUAGCUGCUACCCAGCUGGCAUGUGUUCCAAGAGAUGCCUUAGAGGACUUGCUGUCUGCUGUAGAGCUAUAUAAUCAUGUCAUAGCAAGCCCAAGGGCCCAGAAAAAAGCUGCAGACUGGAGUUUGCAGACUUUGUUCACCUCCGAUUUUUCUCACAUGAGGUCAGGCUUGCCCAGGAAGCACGUCAGACCUGGAGCAUUGUCUGUGGUGGAAAUCUUGAGGAUCACGGCGGAGAUUCGAGCUCAAAUUUCAGCCAGGCAGCUUUACAACUGGACAUGCCAGCAAACUGAUCUUUUUUCUCUUUCAGGAAAAACCAGCAUGAAAUGGGGGGACUGGGUUUGUCCCAGUCCUCUUAUUCCAUCUGCUUCAGGUCAGCCAAUGCUAGAUGAGUCCCCUAAGAAGACACUCAACAGUUUUUGGUCUUCCAACUUGCCCUUGUUUAUGUUUGCUCACCAAGAUCGAGAGGACAUUAUGGAAACUCUUUUUCAUGUCUUAGUAUCCUCAACAGACCUCUUAGAUCCACACAUUCCCAAAAGACCACAAUGGGAUAGGAAUGUUUCUGCAGAGAAGAGCUGCAGAGCCAGUGGGCGAGAAGAAAAUAAUUAUCCGGAAAAAUGUCCCUCUCGUAUUCAAACCACUGAUCAGCAGAUGGACCUGAGCAGCUUGGAUGCAUGUGUGGCACUUUUCUGUCAGUACAGGGAUAUACUCUGGAGGGAAUUUGGCAAAGCACUUAUCAAGCUUUUUUAUUACCCGUCUAACAGCAGUAUUUUGGGGGGCAUGAACCUGUGGAAUGAUCAGAGGCUGUUCCUUCUGUUCGGAUGGCUGAUGCAAGCUUGUAAAGAAGAUUUGGUUCCAGCUGAAUGCAAGGAUGUCCUGAAUAAAUUCUGCUCCCAUAUUUUAUCUACUGCUGCCUUCGUGCACUGGGAUGCAACGAUGUGUGAGUCACUGGGUUUAGGGAUGAAGGAUAAGUGUUUACCGAGAGCCAUGAGGGUUCCUUCUUCUGUAAGAACCGCCACCAUGGAUCUUUCGCUCCAGCUUUUCCCUCCUCUCCUGUCUGUGCUCCAGUUACUGCAAACCUCACACACAAGCUUAGGGGAGAUGGCAACCAGGAGCCUUGGUUUGUAUCAUCUUGGGUUGCUGUGCAGGGCUCAAGCCACUGUCCAGUCCUCUACUUUCUGGGUUGUGAGUAAGGCCUACCAGUUUCUGGCCUCAUGGUCUCUUACUAAGUUUGUGCUGGUCACACAAGGAGAUCUUAAGGCUCUCAGGGAGGCGGUGGAGAGUCUCGUGCAGCAGCUGAACACUGUGGUUGGAAGAAAUGAUCAUCAUCUCAUCAUGGAAAAUAGACUGAAAUUAUCUCAUGCAGUCUCACAACUACAGGCUUUCUCUGAACUGGUCCUGAGGAUCUUUUCAAUGGACUGCAAGAAAAUGUCGAUGGAGAUUUUUGAGCAGACAAUGCCAUCAGCAAAACACUGGAGAGUCAACUAUAAAACAGGAUUACCCAGCACCCCGAGUGAUUAUGCAGCCUUUGCAGCUCAGAGUGUGCUUGGCCAGGUGUUCGAGGGAGUGCAGCCCCUACCGGAUGAGACUCGCAUUCCAGCACUGGUAGAAGCCAUGACUGCCUUCAUGGAGGCCUGGAUGGAGCACAUCCUCAAAAAGAAAAUCAAAUUCAGUGUUCAUGGAGCCCUGCAGCUGAAGCAGGAUUUUGAUCUGAUUCGAGAGUUGAUUCGUUCAGAGAAGUACAGCCUGUCGGAGGAGCUGCACCACCGGCUUCUCUCACUGCGUGUCUUUCAUCAAGUGGACAGCGCCAUAGUGUGCCUGUUACAGCAACCUGUGACCAAACCGUACAUGCCCUCUCACAGAUGGGAGCCUUUCAGACACUGCUGCCCAAACAGGGCUCAGGUAGUGGACCAGACAGUUGGAAGCCUCAAUAAUCUGGAGACUAUAGACAUCCAGGCUGCCUGUCAACAGGCCUUGACUCAAGCAGAAGGCUCUGGGAGCCCUGAACUGUUCUCCACAACUCCACCAGAGUCCUACUUAGCUGUGGCUCAGCAGGAGUGGCUGAACCUGCGCAUCCACACCAGCUCUCGCUGGAGGAUCCCUGGACUGCGCUGUUUCACCAAAUCUGAGCCCUGAAACACUGAUUCAAAGUAGUACAAUAGUACUAUAUCAUUUGUACAGCAAUAGGCAAUAAUCCUGUACUAUAAUAUGUGCUUCACAUGUAUUCAAAAUAUUGAAUACUGAGCAAUACAUAUUGAGCAUUACUGUGUUAAAACAAACAUUUAAUCGUCAAGCUAAACAACAGUGACAGUUGUGAAAGUAUGAAGUUCACAAUGCUGAAUUAACAACAUGAAAUACUUUGAGAACAGUUAACUUUUUUUAAUUGAAACAUUUUAAUUGAUAUUUCUAGUAGACAACUAUUAACAUCUUUCUGAACAUAACUGACACAACUGAACAAACUUAAACUUAGAAGGUUUUUAGUUUUUAUUUAAUAAGCAAUCUUUUUUACAUUUUAAAAUGUUUGGAAUGUGCCAUAAUAGUUUAUUUUAAAGCUUUUUGGCAUUUUUGUAUGUUUCAGAUCCUAUGAUAUUGUAACUAAUGCUAUAGAACUUUGAUGUAAAUGUUUUAACAGAAGAUGCUGAGGAAGAUUUACUAAAUUUUAUUUAUGAUGGUUAAAACCAAAGCAGGUCACAUCUGGUAUAUUUGGAUAAAAAAUAAUGUGCCUUUUUAUUUUUCUUAUACUGUACUGUAUAUUAUGAUAAAAAUAAUUAAGAAAAAUAAUUAUAUUAUGAUAAAA
This is a messenger RNA of Tachysurus fulvidraco (yellow catfish), 4626 nucleotides long. It is a transcript of the gene ccdc142, whose product is annotated as coiled-coil domain containing 142. The coding region runs from base 891 to 3965 and encodes 1024 amino acids. The transcript has 13 exons. The record is from RefSeq and is a predicted model, not a curated record. NCBI's taxonomy places the organism in Eukaryota, Metazoa, Chordata, Actinopteri, Siluriformes, Bagridae.